Erigeron canadensis is the source of this 285-nucleotide messenger RNA. RefSeq names its product stamen-specific protein FIL1-like. NCBI's taxonomy places the organism in Eukaryota, Viridiplantae, Streptophyta, Magnoliopsida, Asterales, Asteraceae. The record is from RefSeq and is a predicted model, not a curated record. The transcript has a single exon. Bases 1 to 285 code for a protein of 94 amino acids.
AUGGAUGCCACAAGAGUAUCUCAAAUAAGUCAAGUGGCAUUAUUGGCUUUGUUGGUGCUAGCACUGGUGGUUGGAACCCAUGGGCAAACAUGUCCUAACCAACUCGGAAAUCUAAAUGUUUGUGCACCCUUUGUGUUGCCUGGCUCAACAAAUAAUUCAACACCCAAUUCAGAAUGUUGUUCGGCACUUCAAACUGUGGAUCUUGAUUGCCUUUGCAAUACUAUUCGUAUUGCAUCACUUCUCCCUGCCCAAUGCAACUUGCCCGUUACUUGCGGUAUACAAUAA